UAUGGGCAGAAUAUUGGUUUGAACAUGUUGGAUUAAUGGGCUCGAAUAAACCCAGAAUAUGACCCAAAUUCAGACUUGAUUUGGAGCCCCAUCGAUGUACCAAUACUGCAUCAGGAUCGUACUUGUGCGUCACCUUGGCAUCCGAGUGCUGUUUUUGGGUCAAGGCCAGCUGUUUCCUUAGUGUCAAGGCAUUGCUUUUUUGGUUCCAUUGUUAUAUUUUCUAUGGGCUUUUUGUGUACAUAAUUCUCAUACACAGUGUUACAUCGAAUCAUUUAAAAAAAAAAAAAAAAAAAAUAAAAUAAAGAAGAAGAAGAAGAAGAAGGAAAAAAAAAAAAUUCGAAAGAUGUAGAUCAUGAAACUCCUUGGCUCAGAGGAGAAAAUGAAACCCUCGAUAUAAACCCCUUGAAUUAGAGGAGAAAAUGAAACCCUAGACAUAAACCCCUUGAAUUAGAGUAGAAAAUGAAACCCUCGAAAAAGACUCCUCCUGCUCCAGCAAGGACGACUUGGGCUCUGGCUCCUACUCCAGUGACUCCGGCUCUUGUUCCUUCAAUGAUGACAAAUUGCGACCAAGAACCCAGCUCCGAAGGACUGCAACCUCGACUCUUUUCCCUUGAUUCAGAUACUCCAGAUUACACAGAGAAGUACAACAAAUAUGAAGCUGACUAUGUUCGUCGCCUGAAGGCCAAAUAUUUCUCCAAAAAGGACUUGUAUGGAGGCAUUAUAUUCGACAAGGAAGAUGCCAUAGAUGAUGAGAUUAUCAAGUCAAGCAGGUUUCCUUCUACAAGGUCAUUUACAGAUCCUGUUAACAGUUUUGAAGAUCAAAGCAGGUUUUCAGCUUCUGCUGCAGAAUCAUCUGCCAAUCAUCCAAACAGGAAACCCCAGUGUAAAAAGAGCAACAGUUAAAUCCAUUCCCUUGCCUCCCCAAAGGAAAACCCAUGAAAUUUAGCCUUUGUGAAUUAGCCCAAGAAGGUAAACCAAUAUUUUCCUUGAUUUGAACUAUAUUGCCUGAAAUUGCUACUUCAUUGGUUAUGACAUUUUCAUCCCUGGUAGUCUACACCUUUCAUUAAAUUAAAAAAAAAAAAAAAAAAAAUUUCUUGUGGAAA
Messenger RNA from Macadamia integrifolia, 1103 nucleotides. RefSeq lists its product as uncharacterized. NCBI's taxonomy places the organism in Eukaryota, Viridiplantae, Streptophyta, Magnoliopsida, Proteales, Proteaceae. Bases 460 to 903 code for a protein of 147 amino acids. The record is from RefSeq and is a predicted model, not a curated record. The transcript is spliced from 4 exons.